CCAACGGUACACUGCCCAAUACCCAACGGUCCACCGCCCGCCCCUCUUAGCUCCCUACUCCCUACUUCACUUCACUACACCCCACACCAUUUUCUGUCUUCUUCUUCUUCUUCCUCAUCGCAUUCUUUGUUUUUCCUCUUGUCUUCACUGUCUUCCGCUUUAUCUUAGCCCUUCGUUCUCAUGGACGCUGUUGUACUUGAUGUUUCCGAUCCCACUGGACCCAACCCCCAAAAUCAAAAUGGGGUUCACUCCGAUCCCACAUUGCGCCCUGCUGCUACUCACCCCGUGGUGCUUUCACCGGAGGAGCAGAAAACGCCGAUUUCCAGGGCAGAGAUCGACACCUCCGCUCCCUUCGAGUCCGUCAAGGAGGCCGCUUCUCGAUUCGGCGGAAUCGGUUUUUGGAGACCCGCCUCCCAGAAACCCUCCCCCAACUCCCCUCAGGGUGCUGAGGAGUUUGAUAUUGCGAAAGUGGAGGAACAAGCUGCCCAGUUGGAAAAGGAUCUGAUUGCCAAAGAAUUGGAAACAUUUGAUGUCCUUAAAGAAUUAGAAAGUGCCAAGCAUGUUGUGGAAGAACUAAAAGUAAAGUUGCAGGAGGCAUCUAAGCUCAGUGAUUCGCUUAAUGCAGACUCUGAAGCUAAGUUAGAUGUUGCGUUUGAGUUAGACGAUAAGAAGGAUGGUGAUGAAAAUGUUGAUGGAAUCGAUGGAAGAAAAACCGGUGAUUCUCUUGAUACAGAUGCUGCAUUCGAGUUAGGAGAGAAGGAAAGUGAUGAGAAUGUUAAUGGUGGUUCUGAUAUGUGUGUUUCUUCAGCUCCGGGAGUCGUUGAUUCUGGCCUGCAGUUUGUAUCAGUGCCGGUUUUGUUGGAGUUGAAGCAAGCUAAGCUGAACUUAAGCAGGACUACCAAUGACCUUGCUGAAAUUCGUGCUACGGUUGAAUCAUACAACAAGAAAAUUGAGAAAGAGAGAGUCUUCCUGGAAAAGACUCGACAGAGGCUAUCUUCAAAUACUGCGAAAGUUUCAUCUCUUGAGGAAGAGAUAAACCAAACCAAGCAGAAAUUGCAGCUGGUGAAAGAUUGUGAAGAUGGUUCUUGUGAUUACAUGGAUGUCACGAGGGAACUUCAGAGGUUGAGUUCCGAGACCGACCAGUGUAAGAACAUUGGAGAGGCUGCAAAGUCGGAGGUUCUGAGAGCCAUGCUUGAGAUUGAGCAAACAAAGACGAGGAUUAAGACUGCUGAGAUCAGGUUGGUUGCAGCCAAAAAGAUGAAAGAAGCAGCUAGAGCUUCCGAGGCUGUUGCUCUUGCGGAGAUCAAAGCCCUGUCAAACACGGAGAACUCAUUUACAGCUUUGAAAAGAAAACCCGAGGAGGGCAUAACACUUAGCUUUGAGGAAUACUCAUCUUUGACCUCCAAAGCUCGAGACUCAGAAGAAUCUUGCAAGAGGAGAGUCGUAGAUGCAACACUUCUAGUCGAUGAAGCAAAUGUCUCAACAACAGAAAUCUUAAAGAAAGUGGAGGAAGCCACAGAAGAAGUUAAAAUCAGCAAGAAGGCGUUAGAAGAAGCACUGAGUAGAGUGGAGGCAGCAAAUAGGAGUAAGCUGGAAGUGGAAGAAGCCCUGCGCAAGUGGAGGUCUGAACGUGGUCAAAGAAGACGUUCUAUACAGAACUCAACCAAGUUCAAGAACGCUUACUCAACUCAACACCGUAAAGAUUCUCAGCUCCUUGAUGUGAACGGUCUCACUCUCAUUACUGACGAGGCAAAACCAGUUUUGAAAUCAUCCCUUUCAAUAGGUCAAAUACUGAGCAGGAAGUUGCAACUAGCCGAAGAAUUUGAAAAUGGGAUUCUGGCAGAAAAGAGCAGUGGAAAGCGGAAAGUGUCACUGGCUCAAAUGCUCGGUAAGACAAACAGCAGCCUCACCAAUUCAAAAGACGACAAGGAGAAUGCCCAUAAACAGCAGCAACCCCCAGCAAAGAGAAAGAAGUUCGGCUUCUCACGCAUCUCUCUUCUCGUGACAAAACAAAGCAAGAAGAAGAAGCAAACCCCAAGUUAUAGAUGCCGCAGUGUGUAAAAGAGAACAGGUGAUUGAACCAUCUGUGGUGGAAAACGGAUUUCCUUUCUAAUGCAUGAUGCCUAGUGUCUGUAAUUAUCCCGAGACUAGUUACUUACUAUGGUUGUUUAAUCUAGGAUUGUAUUGUUGGAUUGCUAAUUCCGUUUAUGUAAUUAUGUUGAGACUAGUUUACUUACUAUGUUGUUUAAUCUAGGA
Ipomoea triloba (trilobed morning glory) is the source of this 2256-nucleotide messenger RNA. Its product is annotated as WEB family protein At2g38370-like. The coding region runs from base 181 to 2061 and encodes 626 amino acids. The transcript has 2 exons. NCBI's taxonomy places the organism in Eukaryota, Viridiplantae, Streptophyta, Magnoliopsida, Solanales, Convolvulaceae. The record is from RefSeq and is a predicted model, not a curated record.